This is a messenger RNA of Protopterus annectens (West African lungfish), 1215 nucleotides long. RefSeq names its product dual specificity protein phosphatase 14-like. The record is from RefSeq and is a predicted model, not a curated record. Gene Ontology annotation, molecular function: MAP kinase tyrosine/serine/threonine phosphatase activity. The transcript has 2 exons. The coding region runs from base 397 to 1011 and encodes 204 amino acids. NCBI's taxonomy places the organism in Eukaryota, Metazoa, Chordata, Ceratodontiformes, Protopteridae. Gene Ontology annotation, biological process: protein dephosphorylation.
UAUCGAGCAUACCCAUGGCAACUGCAUGUUAUGACCCGCCCUCCGAGCGUAGCAAGCAACGGUAGGGGAGACGGUGUCAUUCGGUUUUCGUUAAGGAGUACAGCACUCGAGGGGAAAACGGGAGGCUGUUUGUCUUCCAGGGACUCUAAACCCAAUAAAGUAACGGCCGGGGUACCAGGGCGAUUCCCGAAGUGCGCAGAAGCUUCAAGGGGUGGAGCCGCGAGGCACUACCUUGUGCGUUACAUUCGUCACCCUAAGUUAGUCGUCUUGUUACUGUCAUUAUCACCCAGCAGCAUCCAUGAGCCAAUGGAGCAGAGUUUGUUUGAAUAAUAAGGAGAAAAAUCUGUUUAACUCCUGACCAAGUGCUAUUAUUUGGAUGCGCUGGACGCCGCUUCCAUGAACUUCAGAAAUCAAGGAUUCUUUCGGAGGUCUGCUCCAUCUGCCUCUAUUUCCAAGAACAGUGCAGGUGGCCUUUCUGUUCUGGGAAGCAUUGCCCAAAUUACACCCUGCCUUUACUUGAGCAGUGGAAAUGCUGCAACAAAUCGUCACCUGGUUUAUUCCCGCUCAGUGACCUGCAUUAUUAAUGCCACAAUGGAGAUUCCUAAUACAAACUGGCCAGAUAUGGAGUACGUCAAAGUGCCAGUUGCUGAUUUGCCACAUGCUUUGCUCUCACUCUAUUUUGACACAGUGGCUGACAAGAUUAACCAGAUGGAAAAAAAUAAUGGGCGCACACUGGUGCACUGUGUAGCAGGGGUCAGCCGUUCUGCCUCCCUUGUCAUUGCAUAUCUGAUGAAGUACCAUAAGCUUUCACUGGUGGAGGCCCAUGACUGGGUAAAGGCACGCCGUCCUAUCAUUCGUCCUAACUCAGGUUUCUGGCAACAGCUUAUUGACUACGAGAGGAAACUUUUUGGAACGAAUACUGUUAAGAUGGUUCCUUCUCCAAUCGGGAUGGUGCCGGACAUUUAUGAAAAGGAAACUCGUAGCCUCUUACCUUUCUGGAGUAUACGAUAGUAAAAAGGAAACACACUUGAAUAUGGAAGACCUGCACAAUUUAAUUCCUUUCUCUAUUAAAAGAUGGCAAAGCAACAAUCUUACAUUAGUUUCUCUGCUUACAAAUUUCAGGAGCAAAACAAACAAAAAAUUAUAUUUAAAAUCUUUAUUUGUAAUUUAUUUCUCUUGUUUUUCUUUGUUAAAUAAAGUAGAAAUCUAAAAUUA